AUGGGUUCCGCACCAGCACCAGUGCUGCAUCUGCGCUCAGAGCAAAAGCCUCUCGAACACCGCUCCGCUCUAACACCAACAACAGCCAAAGCUCUCAUCGACGCCGGCUACACAGUUAACGUCGAGCGCUCCCCUAUCCGCAUCUUCGACGACGCCGAGUUCUCCGCCAUUGGCGCCAACCUCGUCGACGAAUACUCCUACCCCAACGUCCCCUCCGACCACAUCAUAGUCGGCCUCAAAGAGCUCCCCGAAGAAUCCUUCCCCCUCCCACACACCCACGUUCAAUUCGCACACUGCUAUAAGAACCAAGGCGGCUGGCAAAAUGUCCUCUCCCGCUUUCCGCGCGGCGGCGGCACACUACUCGACCUCGAAUUCCUCACCGACGACAAAGGCCGCCGCGUCGCCGCAUUCGGCUACCACGCAGGCUACGCCGGCGCCGCCCUCGCCGUCGCAGCGUGGUCACACGCGCUCACCAACCCGUCCUCCCCAGCCAAGAUGCCCGCCGUGAGGCCCUACGCCAACCAAGACCUCCUCCUCGACGACAUCCGCGCCCGCCUAGCGGAAGGCGAAAAGCUCGCCAACCGCAAGCCCCGCGUCCUUGUCAUCGGCGCACUCGGCCGCUGCGGUCGUGGCGCCGUCGACCUGUGCAAGCAAGCCGGCAUUCCUGACUCAAACAUCCUCAAGUGGGAUAUGGCCGAGACCGCCAAGGGUGGUCCCUUCACCGAGAUCGUCGAGAGCGACAUCUUCGUCAACUGCAUCUACCUCUCCGAGCCCAUUCCACCGUUCCUCAACAAGGAGUCCCUCUCCUCUCCCAACCGCAAGCUCUCCGUGGUGUGCGAUGUCAGCUGCGAUACCACGAACCCGCAUAACCCGAUCCCGAUCUACACUGAGAACAGCACCUUCAGUGAUCCAGUGUUGCCUGUAGAGGGGUAUGCGGAUCCACCGCUGAGUGUCAUCAGUAUAGACCACCUGCCGAGUCUAUUACCGAGGGAGGCGAGCGAGGCUUUCAGUGAUGCACUGCUGCCGAGUCUGCUGCAGUUGAAGGAUCGUAAGGAGAGUCGGGUGUGGGUGCAGGCCGAGGAGCUGUUCCAGAAGCAUGUUGCGAGGUUAGAUCCGGAGUUGCAGAAGCGUGAAACGUGA
Messenger RNA from Cyphellophora attinorum, 1140 nucleotides. Its product is annotated as Saccharopine dehydrogenase [NAD(+), L-lysine-forming]. Lineage: Eukaryota; Fungi; Ascomycota; Eurotiomycetes; Chaetothyriales; Cyphellophoraceae. Gene Ontology annotation, cellular component: cytoplasm. The record is from RefSeq and is a predicted model, not a curated record. The transcript is spliced from 2 exons. Gene Ontology annotation, molecular function: saccharopine dehydrogenase (NAD+, L-lysine-forming) activity. The coding region runs from base 1 to 1140 and encodes 379 amino acids.